This is a messenger RNA of Punica granatum (pomegranate), 2259 nucleotides long. NCBI's taxonomy places the organism in Eukaryota, Viridiplantae, Streptophyta, Magnoliopsida, Myrtales, Lythraceae. The record is from RefSeq and is a predicted model, not a curated record.
AACCCGAGCUUUCUCCCGUCUUCGUAGUAUAAUGACUUUGGUGUCUUCCGUUACAAAAAUGGUUGCCUCGAGGCCAACUUCUCCUUGUGGGUGUCUGAUUUUCUUUCUUCUCGUGAUGCCACACUGUUCCCCGCAGAAGACUUGCCCAAGCUGCGGAGUCCUGCAAGUGCCAUACCCCCUGAGCACAGGCCCCUUGUGCGGUGAUCCCGAGUACUACUCUUUCCACUGUGACGCCGCAGCUAGAAAGCUCUACUUCAACGCCCUCAAUGGUAGCUCUUACCUCGUGAUUCAAGUCUUGGCCUCUAUUCAAAGGAUGGUGGUGCAACCUUCUCCUUGGAUAAGGGACACUUGUGUUACUAAAGAUGCACAAGUGAGCGAGGGGCUUUGGUUGAACCAAUCUCUCCCCUUCAGUGUGACGUCCUCGAACACGGUCUUUCUGUUAAACUGUUCUCCUCGACUACUGGUCUCUCCUCUCAACUGCACCCCUACGAGCCUCUGCCACAAGUACCUUGAGGGAUCGGGCCACGUGGAAAAGAACCGGUCUGGCAAGUGUUCAAGUGGUCUCAGUCCGUGUUGCACCUUUCAAGCUGGCGGCACACCUUCGGCCUAUAAGAUCCGGCUCCACAGUUCGGGCUGCAGAGCAUUCAGAAGCAUUCUCCACUUGGAUCCGAAAAAGCCACCUGACCAGUGGGAAGAGGGGUUGGAGAUUCAAUGGGCUCCACCACCUGAACCCAUCUGCAGGUCCCCAAAGGACUGCUCUCAGGAUUCUCAAUGUUCACCAACUUCUCCGAAUGGCCUAAACCGUCGCUGCCUCUGCAAGAAAGGCUAUCAAUGGGACCAUGCCCUUGCGACUUGCCUGAGAAAGAAUAAUAAACGUGCCCGGUCGAACCUCAGCAUAGAAGUCUCCGUUGGAGCAGUUUCCUUUCUCUCUCUAGCUAUAGCGGUUUGUAUCGUCACGAUGAAGAGAUCACGCAGGUUCAGAAACAGGGCAAAGCUUGCAAAGGCAAGAGAGGACAUGCUGAAAUCAACAAAUGGCGGGAAAUCCGCAAGAAUGUUUACCCUUAAAGAGAUGAAGAAGGCGACCUGCAACUUCUCGAGAGAGCAAGUUUUAGGAAGUGGCGGGUUCGGAGAAGUCUACAAAGGCCAGCUCUCUGAUGGGACUCUGGUCGCGGUCAAGUCUGCCAAGGUUGGGAAUGUAAAGAGCACAGAGCAGGUGCUGAACGAGGUUCGGAUACUGUCACAGGUCAACCACAAGAACCUAGUGAAACUCCUAGGUGGUUGCGUCGAGGCCGAGCAGCCACUGAUGGUCUAUGAGUAUAUUCCCAACGGGACCCUCCAUGACCAUUUGCACGGUAACCUCCCGAGCUUCCUGGAUUGGAAGAUGAGGCUUGGGAUCGCCCUUCAGACAGCUGAAGCUCUAGCAUACCUGCACUCUGCAGCCUAUACUCCGAUCUACCACCGGGAUGUCAAGUCGACGAAUAUACUGCUAGACCAUGAGUUUAAUGCAAAAGUGGCAGACUUCGGGCUCUCAAGGCUGGCCCUCCCAGGUCUUAGCCACGUGUCCACCUGUGCUCAAGGGACGCUCGGUUACCUAGACCCGGAGUACUAUCGGAAUUACCAGCUAACAGAUAAGAGUGAUGUGUACAGCUUCGGCGUCGUGCUGCUGGAGCUCCUCACCUCCCAGAAGGCGAUUGACUUCUCGCGGGGCCCUGAUGACACCAACCUAGCCAUUUAUGUGGGCCAGCGGGCCCGCAGCGACACGCUCAUGGAAGUGGUUGACAUGAGGCUACUCGGUGAGGAACCUUCUCCCAGCACCAUCACCAGUGUAAAGCUGUUCUCAGAGCUUGCCUUCGCCUGCCUGCGGGAGAAGAAGCAGGACCGACCAAGCAUGAAGGACGUUGUUCAAGGACUCCAGGGUAUAAUCCAAACUCUAACAGGAUCGGAAGAGGCUCAGGUUUUUGGCGAGGUUAGUAACAGUUAAUGCAGCCAGCGGGAAGGAUCGCUUACAGUAUACUCUUCCUUUAAGCCAGUUAGUGUUACCAUCAUCUGUAAAAAUAUAGGAUUGGUCUCGGCUUUUGCCACCCGAAAAAGUUUGAAGUCGAUGUGGUAGAUAGGAAAACGCAAUGAUGGAAAAAGGCUAUGUAGAGAAAAAAGAUCGGAUCCUGCUGCUUUGUAUAAAAAGUACCAAGGCAGAUGAUAUAUACGAUAUGGACUAUGUACAGAAUUGGGAUGAUUGGAAUCUAUCAGUACUUAGCAAAA